This is a messenger RNA of Zophobas morio, 1602 nucleotides long. RefSeq lists its product as uncharacterized. Lineage: Eukaryota; Metazoa; Arthropoda; Insecta; Coleoptera; Tenebrionidae. The transcript has 12 exons. The record is from RefSeq and is a predicted model, not a curated record. The coding region runs from base 61 to 1602 and encodes 513 amino acids.
AACUUGUACGUCUAAUUUUCUGGCGCAUUUCUUUUUUUACUUAGUUCAUUUUUCUCUUCUAUGAGUACUUGGGACAUUGAUACAGAGACUAGAUUAGGUGAUAAGCAGGGAGAUUUCAAUAAUGACUCAACUGGAAUCGAAAAGAGCAGCAAAAAUGUAACACUAUUUGAACAUUUCAGUGAGCCUUCAUUACCUCGUGAAAAUUUACUUCAUAAGGAGCAACCUUUUUUCACUUUUCAAACCGAAAAGGAGGAUAAUAAAGAAAAUAAAAACAAAGUAAGUUGCCACACACUACUUAAUCCCGAAAGGCCCGUAAAAUCCAAACUCGUUGCAACAAAAGAAUCAAAAGAAAAUAGUCACUUGCAAUCAUCGUCUUCAAAUUGCCUUGUUUCUACAGAGAAACUGAAUGAAAAAAAAAGUAGAAAAGAGCUGCUUUUAGAAUAUUUGGAAAAUAAGAAGGCCAAACAAGAGAAAUUAAAAAAAAACAAAACGCCACCGUUUUUAGUAAAAGCCCAUAUUUCUCCUCCCAAAUUUAUAGGUCUAAAAGAAAAAUUUGUGGAUCCUCACAUAAGAGAGAAAAUGUUGAAAAAACAGCAAGAAGAAUUGGUUGAAAAAUACAACAAGGAACAUGGCUCUGUAAGUAAAAACGGUGCUGAAAGAAAUUUCCAAGCCUCUAAAAAAUCUAGCAACUGCAGUUUAAUUUCUGAGACUUCAAAGACUGUUCAACCUAAAGUUAAAAAAACGCUCAAAAAAAGUAACUCUAAACUAGAUGAAGGCAUUCUGCCCGAUAUCAAAGAGAAAAAUGAAACUGCUGCGAAAAGUGCGGAGGAUUAUGUUCUAAGUUGUAACAUUUGCAGAGAAAAAUUAGAAAAAUUAUUCAAUCACUACUCUUCUUUUUUGGAAUUACAACUUCCUUCUGAAGUUACUGAAUUGCUGCACAGUACCUUGCAGCAAACCACGUGUAUUCUCAAAGAGCGUUUAAAAAAUUUCAACGAGUUAUGCAAACGUGGGACAAAUUUGGAAGAUCUCGGGGAUUUAUGGCGAAUAAUACGAUUGCAGAUCGACAUUAUUGAGGGGAAUUACAAUAUGUUAAAAGAUUUCAAAGAAAAGGAAUACACCAUCAACUCCCCAAAUCAAAGAGUUGACUUAAAUUACAAAAAAGUCACAGAAAAUUUAAAGCCUAUACAAAACGAAGAAGCCAGUGAAAAAACGCAACUUGAAAAAGAAUUUACUAUCAAACUCACUGUGAGCCGUCCCAGCGCCGCUUCUCUUAACACGCCCGAGCCGCGCCGAGUGCUCAACGCCGAAAACAUCGAGCCUACAGUGACUGAGAAGCUCGGUUCGGUCACCAGACUGGCAGCGAUUACCCCGUUAAAGCCCUCAAAGUUGGACCCCUCCUCCUUGCUUACCGGCUGCUUUAAUAGGAGGGCCAAUGAGCUUCCUGUCCUCAUGUCCCCCGUCCGGCGCUCUGCCAGACUUGAGGCGGAGAAGCUGAGAACGCCCGGAAGAUUUAGCCACUCAGAACUUUGCGUUUCGGAUAUCGAAGAAAUUCCGGAUGACCUGAACUUUGGGUUCGUGGAAAAUAAAGCUCUCAACUCGUGA